AUGAUACGCGUCCCUCACAAAAAGGCCAACACUCCCUUUUUCUCCAAGGCCCAACUAGUCUCGAGCAAUGAUCAUGAUGAGAAGGACGAAGACGACGAAAAGGACGACGACCAAGAAGAAGAAGAACAGAAUUCAUCUCAAACAUCUGUCACUUUUGAGGAAACAUCUCACCACUCCUCUCAAAACUCUGGAACUUCUUUUUCGAUCAAUGAUGACAGCAGGCAAAUUCUUGAACAAUUAAAAAAGGACUGGCCAGCAACUCUCAAAAAGUUGAAACAAUCCGACAUGGUGACAUUUAAGAAUUUCACCAUGAAGCAAAUGUUUGACUUUGUGAUGAAAGAAAUGACCUUUGAUGAUGCACAAGAUGAGAAUUUUGUUACAACGACUCGGAAUCUUGUCUCUCGAUUGAAAACAGAUUUCAACUUUGGAAAUUCAAAGGAUUCUUGUGUGUUAGGAUCUGGGGCUUUUGGUACUGUCAUCAAAGCUGAACAUAACAUCGAUCAUAAGACCUAUGCCAUUAAAUUGGUCAAGUUGUCAAAAUUAAAAGAAAACAAAAGAAAAGAAGCCAUGAAAGAGGCAAAGAAACUUUCAUCCAUCGAUCAUCAUCCUCAAGUAGUGAGAUAUUACAGUGUUUGGAAAGAGCCCCUUAUCGAUGAAAUUGAAGAAUUAUUUGUUGAGAGAGAGAGUGAUGGAUCACAAUCAACCAACGACGAGACGACCAACAACAAUCAAAGCUCACUAAAUGAUGAUGAAGUAUUGUGUAUUCAAAUGGAAUAUUGUAGCAGUUCUUUGAAAACAGAAAUUGCAAAGAACCUAAGAAGAGGACAUGCAUGGAAAUAUUUAAUACAGAUAUUAGAGGGACUUGCCUUUUUGAGCGAAUUUUCGAUUGUUCACAGUGAUUUGAAACCUGAUAAUAUUUUAAUUCAUGAAGGAGAGGUCAAACUUGGAGAUUUUGGUUUAAGUUAUAGCUAUGAUGAAAGUCAUAAAAUUGGAUCUAGUCGAGGUACACAAUUUUACGUUCCAGAAAAGGAACCUCGAGAAAAGAACUUAAAAGUAGAUGUGUUUAGUUUAGGAGUUGUAUUUUUCGAAAUGCUCUCAUGUUUCACAACAGAAUCUGAAAGACGUGUGAAAUUGAAAUCGUUGAUUGCCAAUCCUCAUUCAGAGUUAUCCACAUGCGAUCAUUUAUUCAAUGUAGAAAAAGAACUCAUUGCGAAAAUGCUUGAUUCAAACAAGGACUCAAGACCAACAGCAAAAGAACUUCUCAUGUCUUUGACAACUCUGACUUUCAAAUGCCCAAAAUGCACCUCCAGCAAACCCAUGUAUGGUGUUGCACCAUGGAUUACACACCUUACUGGAAACACUCACGAUCCUCUUCCCACACUGUUAAAGGGACUACUUUCAGAGCCAAAUCACGAAAAUUCAGUUCAGCAGUUGAACGAGAUGUGCCAAAAACUAAAAGGCCAAAUGGCAUUUUCUGAACAGACAGAUAGCCAUGGCAAGUUCUCUUUAACAGUAGUUGUUACUUUUGGAAAAUUCACCAAAAGAAUUUCGAUUGCCUCCGUCACGGCAAAGAGUUUGUUUUUUAAAACUAAAAAAGAUGCCAAAGAACAUGCAUGUCGUCAAGCAGUGGAACAAAUCAUGCAACAAUUGAGAAUAGUAAAUAAUCAAUUGUGA
Messenger RNA from Naegleria fowleri, 1674 nucleotides. RefSeq lists its product as uncharacterized. The record is from RefSeq and is a predicted model, not a curated record. Gene Ontology annotation, biological process: protein phosphorylation. Bases 1 to 1674 code for a protein of 557 amino acids. NCBI's taxonomy places the organism in Eukaryota, Heterolobosea, Eutetramitea, Acrasida, Naegleriidae. The transcript has 3 exons. Gene Ontology annotation, molecular function: protein kinase activity; ATP binding.